AAACUUUCAUAUCACCAUGUAUUUAAAUUGAAUUGAGUUGCAAUUGAUUUUCAGGAAAACAAAUAAAGUUGUAUGUGAAGAUAAAACUGCAGUAUAAAAUAUUGUUUAAAAUAAUUGUUUAAAACAUUUUGCAAACUUUCAUACAUGGACUGGAUAUGGAGGAGGAAGAACACAAUCGUUUGACGUCUUGCGGCGAGCAGCCUUUGCGACAGCUGACGGAGUCUGUGAAGAAGUUGACCGUUGGAGACACCAUGGAGUAUCCAAGGGACAAUAUUCUGGAUCGGGGUAUCCAGUUGAGACAGGAAAUACUGAAGAAGGAUGUCCUGAAACUCCUUCGACAACACGGCCCCCAAGGGUUCAGCAAACAGGGGUUGUGGGAUAAAGUUAAGAAAGAAACAAGGAGACCAGAGCUUAGUGCAAAAAUGUUUGGCGUUAUUAAGUUAAAAGAUUUGGCUGAGCUGCGGUGGAAGGAUGAGAUAGAGACGUAUUGUCCCAAUCCUGAGGCUCCAAAUGUGCAGUUCUAUCGCAUUAGACAAGUGCCUUUGAAAGAGACUGAACCAACGAUCCAAGCAAAGACGGAAACCUUGAAGAGUUCUGACUCUGCGAAUGAAAGUAGUGACAGCAGGGCUGCCACUGGUGGUUCAGUGAGUAAGCCAUCAAGGGAUCAUGUAGAUGAAAGCCUGGGUGCCAAGAGUAAGACAUUUGAAAUAAACUUAACAGAGGAUCAACUGAGUUACAUCGCGAGAAAGGUUCAGAGCCAUCUUUCUGGGGCCGGGACUUCGGGGAUGAAGUUAAGAAAGUUUACAAAACAUCUGAGAACGUACUUGAAAGAGUUUGGAGACAUUCAUGGGUUUAGGGAAGGCAGUGCGCUGUCUUUUCUGCAUGAGAAUUUUCCUGACUUGGUCAGUGUUGAAGCUAACCAUAAACAUGUGGAGAACUUUGGUGUCCACUUGAAGCGUCACAGCUCUCCUAUAGUUGUGAGGGACUCGCAUGAAGAAGACCUUAUAAGAGAUGAAAGCCAUUCUACAGAUUCACAGGUUGUUCAAAGUAGGUCAUCUAGAAGUUCCAGUACAGAGAGUGGACUAAUUGCUAAAAAACACACUUGGACAGAUAUAGCAAAACAAGCCGAACAACCGUUACAGUCAGAAACAAAAAGUGUCACAAAAGGGCCAGCAAAAGCUGAAAACGAGGUACCAAUGAAAUCAGCCCAGAAAGAAAAGCCGAAAAGUGCAAUGGAGCUUAUGUCCUCAUUGUCUGGGUGGGGUAAACCAGCCACAACCCCUGCCUCAGAUGUGAAACAGAACAAGAAGAAAAGGACACCAGUGUUGAAGAUUGGUAGUGAACUUCAUGAUGUAAUAUCAGUGCCAGACGAUGAUGAUGAUGAAGAUAUUCAACUUGUUGAAAUGGACGAGGCCAAUACUGACAAAGAUGUUGAAAUUGUUAAGGAAGAAAAGCCACAAAAAACUGGGUUAAUGCCUACCCCAGUACAGCUUAUGCCAAUGCAAUUAAAUCAAUUUCAGACAAACUUCUGUCGACCACCGUUGUCAUUAAACCCUCAGUUCCUGUUCAAUAUGCAGGCAGCCAUACGUCAGCCCAUGACCCCACAGCCCUUAAUAUCCCCGCCAGUGCGUGGAGGGUCAAUCCUGCCCGGCCCCUUGCCAUCAUUCUUGACAAAUCCAAUCACAUAUCAGCAGAUCCUGCGUCCGCAGUCCUUACAUAGCCCCUCGGGGGCUCAAAGUCCGCAACUCACAGCAACCAAACUGCCAAAUAUGGGUAGACCAGUGCAGUUGGAUGAUGAUGAGGAGGAGGAGGAAAUAUCGGAUUACCAGAAGAGACCAUCCCCAGAGGACAUUGCUGGUCCCAGUUAUGGUUCAAGGUCAAUGCGUGAAGGAGGUCCACAUGUACACUCCUACUUGAUGAUCCCAGAACCUAGUCAUGCACACAUACGUGCUGAUACAAUUGACUUGACCAUCAAGCCUGUAGACACACAGAUGUUUGAGCAAAAAAUUAUCAACGUAAGUCCAAUAUUUGUGCCUCGAGGUCAAAUGGUGACGAAGGAAUUUGUAGACAAUGUUGCAAAGGAAUGCAUCGAGGCUCUUGCAGAGGCAAAUGAGUCCGUAACCCCAGACCGUGUGGAGAAGUUGAUCUGUCAGAGGUUUAACAUCCCGCAUAUCAGAGUCCUGAAUAUCGGGUAUGUGGAUCAGCUCAACAGCGUGCACGAACUGAAUCGGAUGAUAUGCAAGGUGAACACGUACAUUCUCGGCUUUGUUAAAGUUCGCUGCAUCUGCACACUUUAUGAGCUGGAACAGGCGCUGAGAGAGUAUGAGACGAACAAGCAGGAUUUCAAGGAGCUGAAACUGGGCCCAUUGCAGCGUCUUCCAGUUGUGUACCAGCAGUUCCGGUUCCCCCCAGAUAUGAUGCACGUGCCGGAGAUUACAAGCAUGGACAUCCUGGACCACUUCCACAACUACCUGACGCGGCGUAAUUUGUGGAGUGCCAAGCUGGAGCUGGAACCAUUCAUGGAGUACCUUGUAGAGACGUAUGAGGCAGAGAAUGCGUACCAGCUUGGAGUGCGGGUCAGGUCCCUGCCAUUGAUGGCUGGGAUCUUGAAGAAGGCCCAGAGGGAUUGUGGCAACAACAGGCGUGAAAUCCUGGAGCAUUUGAAGGACACCUUGCGGUCAGAUAUCGGGGACGCUUUCAGGAAGUUCCGUGCCUCCCUGCUACAGGGUACCGGUGAGGGGAUGGAAGUGCGCACGCACUACAUGAAGGUGCGCCCGGAGAUCGUCAUACAAGAGGUCAUGGAGAAGUUCAACUUGUUGCUAUUGACAACUAAGAUGGGGCUCAAAACAACCGGGCGCAUUACGAAAGUGAAGAAAGUGGUUGAGGAUUUCCUGACCACUGUCCGUACGGACAUGUUUCUACGUGACAUCCUGCACCUGACCAUCUGCAUGUCCAACACGGCCCUGGAGCAGACCACCCUGGCCCUGCUGAUCCCACCACCUGCCCAGCAGCGAGGGGAUGAGGGGGUUGCCAUGGAAACCAAACCACCACCCAAGAAAGAUGCUCUGACGGAGGCACUGAAGAAGUACAUUGAGCGCUGUUUGAACGCUGGGGCUCUAAGUCUGGUGCACCUGGAUCGUAUUGAGGAGAAGCUCCUGGAAGACUUCGCUGUCGCCUCAUUCCCACAGAUGGGCUACGGCCGCUUCCUGGAGUUCUUGCUGGCUGAGGCUAAACAGAUGCUGGAGGAGAGUGGGGGCCUUGUGAUGGGGUCGGGGGGUUCAGGGGCCACAGAAGGGGACACCACAUCCUUCAAACCACACCAGGCAGACCUCAUGGAGUUCAUCAGACAGUGUCAACACAGUGGCAUUGUACAGCCUGCUGAGAUUGAGGAUGCGUUGUGUCGGCAGUUUGGGGUCCGUGAUGUCCGCAAUCUGGGUCACGGAAACAUAACGAGGUUGCUCAGCCUCAAGGAGAAGCACGGUGGUCGCUAUAGUUACGGGGAUGUCACUGUCGUUUAUGAAUGUACACUGGCCCCAUCAGCUGGGCUGUCUAUGACUGUUAGCUCCAAGGUGGGGAUCCUUGGACACCAGACCCGUGAUGCGGCCAAGAUCUGCCUGCACACCUGCCCACUACUGGAGGACAUGGCCGCCUGGAGCCAGUGGGGCCUCGUGUUUGAACCAGAACUCGGAAAACUGAAAGACUUUGUGCAGAAGUACGGGGGUGUCAGCAACAAAACUGUGGAAGGGGGUCAACUAACCACACUUGAUUUCCUGGCCCUGGAGACAGACCCUGGACACCUUCUGAAGAUCGUGUCCACGACCUCCCCAGACCACUUCACCCGGGCCCUGGGCUUGCUGGACCCCGUGGCCACAAGUGGUCACCUUGUCUCCUUGGCAGUGGCCUACAAAGGCGUGUCUAACAUGCCCCUGGCCCUACUGACCGGCCACAUGAAGACUGUGCUACUGCAGGUGUACGCUAAUGAAGGGACAGGCAGAGAUUCCAGUGGUGACAGUUACCCAGCCAAUGCUGCAGCCAGAUUUGUGUUACAGUGCCUCCUGAAAUGUCCUCUCAAAAUGGCCGUCGCCCUGGCUAACCAGCUAUUCCUAGAGCCCCUGGGUCAAGUGAUGGGCGCCACCUCCAGUAAGCAGCUGCUGCCAAGCUUGUGUGCCAGCGUUGAGGAGCAGAACACGCUCACACAGCUGGGGUGUCUACUGGGCGUGCAGGAGUGGACACGGCUCAUUGGCCUCAAGUGUGUGCUGCCAGAGUCAGCCAUGCAGAACAUGUCAAGGGAGAUGGGAGACAUGUACACAGAGGAGCCUGAGCAGGACGAAGAUGAGGAGGAGGAGGUUGUAUCUGACACGGAGGAUGUCGAUGAAAUCUUGGCCGGUGACCUGGAGGUCAAGAAGUCAGACGGGGAGACAGUUGGUUCAAGUGAUACUGUUGCCAUAGGAACUGAAACAACAGAUGAGUCAGUAAUACUGGUUGAUGGUGAUGUAGAAAUGGCCAGCGUUACGACAGAGACUCCUACAGCUGCCACCCCCACGUGUGAAGACAUUGUGAAUGAGAUCAGGCGGGAUGAGUUUGGAAUAGGGGUCCAUCUUAGUGAGGAUGGUCAGCGUCUGAUGAAAGUACAGCAAGACAGACUUGGCCGAAGUUUAGAUCGGCUUUCAAAAGACCUGUACAGCAAAGACACUCAUUUCGUGCUUGAGUUGAUACAGAAUGCAGACGACAACAACUAUGCUGAAGAACUUUAUACAAACCAAGCAGAGUGCCCAUCCGUGAAGUUUGUGAUAGACGAGGAAGGGAUCCGAGUCUACAACAACGAGUCCGGAUUCAGGGAGAAAGACAUCCGAGCAUUGUGUGAUGUCGGCCGCAGCACGAAGGGGAAACACAAGUUUGGGUACAUUGGUCAGAAGGGCAUUGGUUUCAAGUCAGUGUUCCGUGUAACAGACUGCCCGGAGGUGCAUUCGAAUGGUUUCCACAUCAGGUUUGACGUGAACAGUGGCUCCAUGGGUUACAUUCUACCACACUGGGUGCCGGCAUCAGAGCAUCCCCAACAACAAGGCUGGAUGACCUAUAUCUCAUUGACCUUGAAGACAAGCAUGAGGUUGCAGACCCGGACUCUAGCUGCACGGUUCAAUGACAUUCAUCCCUCACUGCUGCUCUUCCUGCAUAGGCUGAGGGAGAUUACCAUUGAGAACAAGAUUGAAAAUGGGGUGCAGAAAUUCCGGCGUAGAGACGUGGGCAACAACAUAGUUGAGAUUGAGCACACUCACGGCACCGAGCGUUGGCUGGUUGUGAAGAAGAUGCUGGACGCCACCAAGAUAUCUCUGCAGGCCAAGUCUGGGGCUGAGGUGGAGUCUAUUGAGGUUGCCCUGGCCUUCCCUCUCAGACCCGCGGGGCUGAAAUCUGGGGCCAAGGUUCUGCCUCCAAAGCAGCCAGUGUUUGCCUUCUUGCCUCUUCGUAGCUAUGGAUUCAGGUUUAUUGUACAAGGUGACUUUGAUGUCCCGUCGAGUCGUGAAGAUGUUGAUCGAGACAGUCCCUGGAACCAGUGGCUGCGUAGUGAGAUACACACCAUCUUCAUAGAUGCUCUAGAGGCAUUCAAGACCCAGAACGCAGACUCCCCUCUAGAGGCAGUGUGCAUGUUCCUGCAGUUUGUGCCCAUGGAGGACGAGGUGCUGGACUUCUUCAAGCCAGUCUCCUCGGACAUCCUCAAGAAACUCAAGGCUAGACCCUGUGUUCCCACGCAGCCUGAUGAAAAAGGUGUGGUAAGCUGGAAGCUGCCAUCGCAGACAGUCCAGGUUCGAGACCCACUUGUCCGCACGGUUGUCACUCCGUCGCUCCUGGCAACACACCUGAACCUGUUCUACCUCAACCAUGAGGUGGCAGCCAUGUUGAAUCCUGCUCUAACAGCCUGCCUGGGAAUUGAGACGCUAACGUCUGAACACCUGUUCCAGUUGGGCAAGGCCCUGGUUGUACACAUGGAGAAUAAAUGCAGUUCUGAGGAAGAUGUGCUACUGAUAGCCCGCUGGCUGGCCUGCAUGUAUCGCAGUCUGGAUGAGUUCCAUGAAGACCAGUCCAUACUGGAGAAGUUGAAGUCUCACCGCAUCCUGCCCCUCACUGACGGGGAACUUGUGUCCCUCAACGAGAAGACCGUCUUCUGUCCCGUACCACAGAGUGGGGGCAAGAGGGAAAAGAAGGCCAAAGACCCACUGUUCCACCUGCGUACAGACAUGAGCAGCCUGCACCCUGGCCUCCUGAACACCAGUGACAGUGAGGUGAACAGCCAGGUACAGAAACUCCUGCUGAGACUGGGCAUCAAGCAGUUGUCCCCCUUUGAUGUCAUCAACCACCACAUCCUGCCCGUGUUCCAGUCCGGGGACUGGCAGGUCAAGUCAGAUGAGACGCUCGUGUCCUACCUAGUCUACAUCAAGGAGGAGCUGGACAAGCAGCCUUCGCUGUGUAACCUUGACACUCUCAAGGACGUUGCCGUGGUGCUGACCAAUCACGGCAGGCGGAGGGUCAAAGAUGUGCCUGUACACUUCCCACCACAGUACGGAAACGAUGUUGACCUUCAGGCAGUAUUCAGUGGCUAUGACUGGACUCUGCUUCAGCCAGUGUACCUGCAAGCCCAAAUGAGCAGCUCCAGUGCCGCUGGCUGGUUCAGCUUCUUCCAGAAGCUGGGUGUGGACAAGGGUUUCUCAGUGAGGAAGAGAGAUGUUGUCAUGAAAAGGAAAGACCUGGCGGAUUCAUUAUGGAGUACUCACAGCCAGUUUUGGCCACAAGAGGAGGAAUACAUUAUAAAGGACUACUUUUCUGAGGAACUCUCAUGUCUUAUCCAAGAGAACAAGUUCCAGUCCACAACAGACCAACCCAACCUAGGCUUUGUUCAGCAAAUGAAGACUCUUUGUUUAUACCUUGACAAAUACUUCAGUGAAAGAUUCUCUCCUUUCACAAGCACUAGCGUUGUGGAUAAAGAUGGAAAAGUCUUGAAAGAGACGGAGACAUCUAUUGGCAUUGUUCUCAAGAAGUUUGCAUGGUUACCAGCGAUAGAGACGAAAACGUCAUUGGAUCUGGAUGGGAAUGUUCAAAAGGACCAACGAGUCACGAUGAAAGAAUCUUCAUGUUUGUAUCUUUGGUCUGAUCCAGUGGUGAAGAUAUUGGCUGAUAAAGUUCUGUACCUCGAUGCCAGACCUCAGUCCAGCAGCUUGAUUCAGUUCCUGGGUCUUAAGAACAGUGUGGAAAUUGACAUCGUAAAGAAACUGUUGCUGUCUUGGAGUCAGAGGGAGAAACCUGAGACGCCAGCUACGUUUUGUACUUCACUUGCCCAUAUGAAGAAUGUGUACGAAUAUCUGAACAAUGUAAUGAGCCGACAGGAUUUUAAUGCCUUACUGCGGGAGGAGCCAAUCAUAUUCGUGCCAAACAGGGCCAGCGACGAUAACUUUCGAGUUGUUGCAGGAAGAAUGCUGAGACACGAUGAGGUGUGGAUGGCAGACAAGACAGGGCUGUUUGACAAGCACAGAUCACUGCUGGAAGAGUUUCACACAAAGGUGGGUCAGAAGCAGACCAUCAUGCUGUACUACCGAGAUAGACAGGAUCUCCUGGACAUGUUCAUACAGGAGGGGAAGGUAGACAGGCAGCCAAAAGUGGAGGAAUACAUUGAGCUCAUGGUACUCCUAUGCACAACAGAGACACCCAAAGACACCAAGGUACUGACGGAUGUCUUGCAUAUCUUGACUGUGAUUGGUCAGGCCCUGAUACUGCGACCAGAAGAUAUUCAGAGCAAUCCUAAUGCAGAGUUUGGGUUGAGUGUGCUCCGAGAGUCGGUGAAGAAGAGGCUUCAAAAUGAGAAGGUGUUCCCGUCAAAGCGAGGUGUGUGGGUGGGGGCGGCAGAUCUCCCACUGAUCGCAGACAGCAAGGAGCUGGAGGCCAUGUUUGCAGACAAGGACUGGGUGCACUUCAUAGAUGUGAGAGACAAGGCUCCACACAAGAGCAAGGCAUCGCCAACGAAAGCUGUGGAGAAGACCGUCCAAUGGGAGCAUAUCAUGGUUGUCCUGGAUAUAUGUGGUAUACGAAAACUAAACAGCAUUUUGGAGAUAAAACCUGCCCCAGAAAUGAUUAAACCUUGUCCGGAACUUCAGUUGUACUUCCACCGUAUAGUUCCCCUGGUGCAACAAUACCUGAUGGCACGCUAUGAGGAUGUGUACUCUGUACUGGAGGAUCUGAACACCAGGCAGAUGUUGGCUGAGGCCAAUUUUUUCCAGACCAAGAAGCUGGAGGUGACGUACUGGCUGACGGGGAUGAAACAGGACACAUUAGUGGUGAAGGAGGAGAAGUGUGUGAUCUGCCCACCAACAUUCUUUUUCCAUGAGGAGCACCUUGGCUCUCUGCCAGACAUCUACAGGGAGGUGGCUCGGCACUUCAGUCAAGGAAACAGUGACUGCUACGCCUCCCUUAGGGGUUUCCUUUCUGAGGUGAACAACAUCAUCGCUGGUAACACAACGGACACAGCAGAGAUCCUGCUUGCACGGCACAACGCAGACGACAACCCGGAGUUACCCGAGACUGACGUGUGGACAGUUCUUGCGCCUAAAAUGCCUGAGCCAGAGCCUGUACCAGAACCUGAGCCAGUCUAUGCAGAAGAAGUAGGAGAGUAUGAGGUGGACAUUGGAGAAGGGGGUGGAGUCACAGCAUUGGACCAGGAGGGGGCACCUGUCAUGAGGGCGUGGCCUCCUGUGGCAGAGAAAUCACAUGGCGUAAGAAAAGUUUAUACUAAGAGCGAGGAAGCAUCCAAGAUAUGGCCACCUCCAGAAGGCAAAGACUACAUGCGUCAAGUGCGAGAUCUGCCUAGCAAUAUACGGGUGGUGGAUAACUCUAAUACUCUGGGAUUACGCCCAGCAAGUGGAACAGCCACUUCCGCCUAUCCCAGUGAUGAGGGAGUGAGAACUACUCACCCUGAUGAUGGUGUUGCUAGGCCUGCCCGUGCAUUUGACACAGAAGGUAAACCUACUCACUCGGAUGAGGUGAGAGUUAGGCGUGAAGUGAGAACAGAACAAGGACAACUAGAGAUUACAGACGAACCCCAGGAACAUGUAGAGGGGGCAGCAGCCAGUAAUCAGGAUACAGAGAUUCAAAGAAAGCGAAAGCUAUCUGAAACAGAAGAGCACCUGCAGCAGAGCAAGCGACAUUCCAGUGACCUGGGGGGGCUACACACCACUGUACCUGAGGAGUGUGAGCCAGCCCCUGGGUCUCACCAGGAGCAUCAUCGCCACCACCACCACCAUCACUUUCCGGCUCCACUUGAGUUUGGCACCACUAAACAUCUCAGAAAAGGUAACCCCAUAUGGAAGUACAUGGUGACAGACUACGCCUCUGAUGAACUGGGUACCGGUAUGGACCUUCAGCCACCUGAGAGCAUCCUCCAAUCAAACGAUACGUUAGAGGACGAACUGGGAAUCGGGCGGUGGGGUGAGGAACUUGUGGACAAAUACCUGAGGAGGGAGUUGGAACAGGGCAAGAUCUCGAGUUAUGAGUGGAACAACAGUGAAGAUGAGACAGGGGCACCAUACGAUUUUGUCGUAAACUUUGUCGAUGAAAAUGGGACUCAAAUCAAAGACUUCGUGGAGGUAAAGAGUACAAAGUCUAGCGAGAAAGGAGUGUUUGAGAUCUCUGUGCAGCAGAUCAAGUUUGCUGAGGAAAUGAAGGACAAGUUCCAUAUUUUCCGUGUGUUUAAUGCAGGAAAUAUGGAGAAGGUUCGAUUGAUCCGGAUUUAUGACUUGAAUAUGAGGCUGUCACAGAAACAAGUGAAGUUGUGUAUGCUGAUUUAGAGGGAAUGAAGCGAAGUCGGGAACUGUAUUUGACUGAAAAGUAACUGUUUUUCCAUCUUCAUACUUAUUCAAUAUUUUGUAUUGUGCUUAUUAUUGAUAGAAGUGUGCAAUAUAUUCACACUAGUUGGCUUAAAAAUGACAAACCUUUUGUUUGAUUGAAGUUAUUGUAUUAUGUACAAUUUUAACACGUACACAUUUUUAAUAAUUAUGACCAAGAAAAAUAUGACAAGAAACAUCAUUUCCAAUUUCUAAUGAUUUUUUUUAGUUUUAUUUGAUUUUUAUUACACAAUCUUAUUGAUUUUGUUUGCUCUUAUCUCUUGAAAAAUUGAUUGCAGCUCUUUUAAGUUUACAUCUGUCAUUUGUGUAAUGUGUCAAGUUUUUGUUAAGUUGAAUGCUACUAUACAUAAGCUUUCAAAAUAUUUCAUUUAUACAUCGUUUUCAUGCAUCAGUCAUGCAUCUCUGCUUUUCCACUUCAUCACAUGUGCAAUCAGACUAAUGGCAUAUGAACUUUUUACUGUUUUCCCUAUUACCUAUUAGUCUUCAAAGUGUGCCUGAGAAAACAAUUCUGGUACAAAUAGAUGAACUGAAAGCCACGAUAUGAUUACAAAAACUGUUCAAGAUUGUUUUCACAUAGGGUUCAGAUGUUUAUAGCUCUUGUUUAGAGAUACAUAACAACCAUGGCAUUUAAAAAAGAAGCCGACCUUGUCUUUAUUUCAGAUAAAUCAUAUGUAUUAUGAACAUGUUUCUGUUGCAUUUGUUAAUAAAAAAUAUAUCAGUCUUUUCAGAUAACAGGCAUCCUGCUUGUUCAGGAUUAUUAAUUGACCAAAUUCAUAUACUCAUCUUAGUUAAAGAGCUCUGUUAUUUCUUUCAUUUUGAACUGCAAAUUUUGAGUUAUAGUGACCUUAUGAGGAAGGUUGAAAUUGAAUCUUUCUGUAAUAGUGUCGUGUUUUGUUAUCAGAGUUACCAUAAUGGUUAUUGUAGUACACUGUCAGAGGAGUUACCAUUGUACAAACUGUGCCAAUUGCUGCGUGCCUUUUUACUAAAGGUCCAAGACAAUGUUAAUGUUUGAAAAUUGUCCAGUUUCUCAUUUUAAAUUGCGAUGGUGUAUUAUAUCUCUUUAUUCUGCAAUUUUAUCCCGGGGGGGGGGGGGGGGAGGUAAUUUCCUAUAUACGGGUAUAUAGGGGUGUGCCGAUUUUAUGGGGUGUGUUUUUCGACUAAAAUUAUAGAUAUGGGUAUGGUUUUGAGCAUCUAAGUAUAGAUAUGGGUAUUGAAAUCAGAAAUUUGCUUGUAUAUAAAUGCAUAUAGAUUUGACAGUAUCAGUAUCAAAAUUGGUAUGAUAAAUGUCAUUAUUGUAUAUAAAUGGGUAUCAAAAAGUAAAUUUCAGUAGCGGGAAAGAGAUAAUAGCAAAUUCAAUAAGUACACUGUAUUGAUAUGAAAGAGAUUUAAAUUCUAGAAUGCAAUGUGUCCACUUUAUCAAAUUCUAGUAUUUAAAUGGGUCCAGUUUAUCAAACUUAUUGUAUUGAAAUGGGUCCACUUUCUCAAUGGUUUCGUAUACAAAUGGGUAUGCUUUUUUUUUUAAAUCUACUUUAUCAGAGUUCCGGUUCAAAAAUGGGUCACAUUUCGGAAGUCUCAGCGGGACACCCCUACCCUAAAAUUUGGGAAGUUACCCCCCCCCCCCCCCCCGGGAAUUUUAUGUUGGUUUUUGUAUUACUCCAUUUGAUAACUGGUUGUUAUCUUGU
Dreissena polymorpha is the source of this 11566-nucleotide messenger RNA. RefSeq lists its product as uncharacterized. The coding region runs from base 156 to 9827 and encodes 3223 amino acids. The record is from RefSeq and is a predicted model, not a curated record. The transcript has 38 exons. Lineage: Eukaryota; Metazoa; Mollusca; Bivalvia; Myida; Dreissenidae.